This is a messenger RNA of Urocitellus parryii (Arctic ground squirrel), 3303 nucleotides long. RefSeq names its product RNA binding motif single stranded interacting protein 2 (gene Rbms2). NCBI's taxonomy places the organism in Eukaryota, Metazoa, Chordata, Mammalia, Rodentia, Sciuridae. Gene Ontology annotation, molecular function: RNA binding. The record is from RefSeq and is a predicted model, not a curated record. Gene Ontology annotation, cellular component: ribonucleoprotein complex.
CUUUAUGUUUGUUGUGACAAAACAGACUGGAUCAAUUGAUGUUUGGAGGCUCCAAGAGGACUUAAGCAGCCCUCCCAACUCUACAAACUUCAGCGUGGACAUAAAUUCCAGUUUUGUUCUCUAACAUUAAAGAGAAAAUGCUGCUAUCAGUGACUUCCAGGCCUGGGAUUUCAACUUUUGGCUAUAACAAGAACAACAAAAAGCCCUAUGUGUCACUGGCUCAUCAGAUGGCACCACCUAGUCCAAGCAACAGCACCCCUAACAGCAGCAAUGGGAGCAGUGGGAAUGACCAGCUGAGCAAAACCAACUUGUACAUCCGAGGAUUGCAGCCAGGCACUACUGACCAGGACCUUGUCAAGCUGUGUCAACCAUACGGCAAGAUUGUCUCCACGAAGGCCAUACUGGACAAGACCACAAACAAAUGCAAAGGCUAUGGCUUUGUGGAUUUUGACAGUCCUUCAGCAGCACAGAAGGCUGUAACAGCUCUGAAAGCCAGUGGUAUACAGGCACAAAUGGCAAAGCAACAGGAGCAAGACCCCACAAACUUAUAUAUCUCAAACCUCCCUCUGUCAAUGGAUGAGCAAGAACUGGAGGGGAUGCUGAAGCCCUUUGGACAGGUUAUCUCCACCCGAAUUCUUCGAGACACCAGUGGAAUCAGCAGAGGGGUUGGCUUUGCAAGGAUGGAGUCCACAGAGAAGUGUGAAGCUAUCAUCACCCACUUUAAUGGAAAAUAUAUUAAGACUCCCCCUGGAGUACCAGCCCCUUCUGAUCCCUUGCUUUGUAAAUUUGCUGACGGUGGGCCAAAGAAACGACAGAACCAAGGAAAAUUUKUGCAAAAUGGACGGGCCUGGCCAAGGAGUGGAGACAUGGGUGGUAUGGCCUUGACUUAUGACCCCACCACAGCUCUUCAGAAUGGGUUUUACCCAGCCCCUUAUAACAUCACCCCCAACAGGAUGCUGGCUCAGUCUGCACUCUCCCCAUAUCUUUCAUCUCCUGUGUCGUCUUAUCAGGGAAGGAAAGAACAUGCAUUUCUAACAAGUCCCCAGAGAGUGACUCAGACAUCUCCUCUACAAUUACCUAACCCAUCUUGGAUGCACCACCAGUCAUACCUCAUGCAGCCUUCAGGUUCAGUUCUGACACCAGGGAUGGAUCACCCCAUUUCUCUUCAGCCUGCCUCCAUGAUGGGGCCUCUUACCCAGCAACUGGGCCACCUCUCGCUGAGCACCACAGGCACGUAUAUGCCAACGGCUGCAGCUAUGCAAGGAGCUUACAUCUCACAGUACACCCCUGUGCCUUCUUCCAAUGUUUCAGUUGAGGAGAACAGCAGCCAACAGAAUCAAGUGGCAGUGGAUACGCCCUCAGACCAUGGGGUCUAUUCUUUCCAGUUCAGCAAGUAACACUGGCUAACCCUGCCUACUUUGUCUUUUUAURUUUUUAAAUUUUAUAAAUAUCCUUUUUAAAUGAAAUUUUAUAUGGAAUUUUGGAGGCUGAGCAAGGAAUAGACGUGGCUUUUUUCCUGACCCUGCCACAUCCUGGGAGAAGAGACUAGACUUUGCCUUCAGGAAGCAGAAAUGUGACCUAAAUUCAUUUGAGAGAUGACCCACAGCUUUGGGAUUUACUCGUGAAGCAAAUUUGAUUGAAGACCAGGUCUCGCAGUCUCYGGAAGGAUGGACUGACUGACUUCUGACUAGCUCUUCUCACUGCAGAGUCUGUCACCCUCUGAGGAAGGUGUCUUUUCCGUCGGCUCCAGAUUUUUCAGAAUGCCUGCCAUCCUGCCUCCUGGUGGAUCUUUUCUGCCCAGGUUGCGUGGCCUCUCUUUCUGCUGCACAUUGCUGUGCUCCAGGCCUUUAUAGCUGUGACSUUGCUGCAGAGCAGUGUGUCUCAAGGGAGGUGCUUUUACCCCCCAGAGACCAUUGCAGUUAUCUGAUGACAUUUUUUAUUGCUAUGCCUGGGAGUGGGAGUGUGUGUGUUAUUUGCAUCUAGUUGCUAGAGACCAAGGAUGCCACUAAACAUCCUACAGUACAAAGGAGAGCCCCACUAUGCCCAACAAAGAAUUAUCUAUUUCAUAAUAUCAAUAGGGCCAAGACUGAGAAACCUGGAUGUUGGCAGUGUUUUCCUGACUUCUCGGCUGAGGUAAAUUCCCACCCAGUCCUGGACACACAGUGCCCUUUAACACUCAUGCAACUGGUUUGGAUGGAUGGAAUUGGUAUUCUUGAAUUCUCCCUGGACUCCAACCUUUGACACUUCUGCAUGUAACAAGAGCUGUCCUUAUAAGGCUCAUGGCUCUUGUGCACAUGCUAAAUACACAGACACACACACUUGGAGGGAGGAAGGUACGGAUUGUUUUGUGGAUGCUAUGCAGGGAUGGGAAAGGAGUUUUCUGUGACCGUAGAGUGCUCUGCCCUUCCCUACUUUGUUUAGACCCCUUCCCUAGGGAGCCAGAAUAUUGGGAAUAAUUUUCCUUCUUGUUGAAGGACCACAAAGAGCUAGGGUAGAAAAAUGAAGUACAUCCCAUCUCAUGAUUUAUAAGGUCAGAUCUUUAUAAAUAAAGACUCUAGCUCUGUCAGAUGCAGUGGCACAGGCCUGUUAUCCUAGUGACUAGAGAGGUGGUAGCUUAGCAAGAUCUUGUCUCAAAGUGAAAAAUAAAAAGGACCAAAGAUGUAUGUAAUUCAGUGGUAAAGCACCUCCAGGUUUAAUCCCUGGUACCACAAAACAAACAAACAAACAAACAAACAAACAAAAACAACUUAUUUUUCUCACAUCAAGAUAAGCAGGAAAAAGCCUUUGCCCAUCUUCUGGAAAAUAAGAUCCUACUUCUGUCUUCUUCCAGUCACUCUCUCAUGUAUCAAAAGGAGAACUCUAUUCCCCUUUACUCAGAGACCAGGAGGCAUCUGCACCAGACAAAGCAAAUAAUGGAGAUGGAUAAAUAAGUGUUCAUGGGCUGGUGUGGAGAAAAAGAGAGGAUGAAAGCUGGAAGAGAAACUGAGGUGUCAGUGGCUGCACAUAGAGCUAGGCCCAGCUUUCCCUUCUUUCCCUUUUGCCCCAUAAUUGAGGUCUUCCCUGCCAUCAGUCUUUGUACAUCCUGGGGAUAAAGGAGUUGGGGGCAGUGGGUAGGAAUACAAAGUGUAAAGAACAAAAUUGCCUCUGUUUUCUCAUUGGUGCUUUCAACCCCAGGAACAUCUUAUCCAGCACAAAAGCUCCAAGUCCAUUAACCCUCCAGGAGGGUUUGGCUUAGCAGACGGUGCUUGCUUUGUCUCUAACCUUCAGUAAAGUGAAAUAUUCCAGAGCUGCUAUCUCAUCAGU